Molecule: messenger RNA, 1316 nt
Organism: Chelonus insularis
Lineage: Eukaryota; Metazoa; Arthropoda; Insecta; Hymenoptera; Braconidae
Gene: osk
Product: oskar
Exons: 7
Coding region: 77-1150 (357 amino acids)
Source: RefSeq, a predicted model, not a curated record
GACACUGGCUGAUUCUAAAAUCGAAUUUAUGAAUCAGUCUUCUGAAGAUCUUAAGUGAUAUCAGUAAGUUGGAAAAAUGUUGAAUUUUGACGAAGUCAAGUCAGUGUUAAAAGCAGUAAUAAUAGCCAGAAAAGGUGGAGUUCCAUUAGAUGAAAUCGAAGAGGAAUUUCAAAGGCACACUGGAGUGAAUAUACCAUACUUAUCAUUGGGUUUCACAUGUCUUUAUGAUAUGAUGAGGCAAAUAAAAGAAAUUAUCACCAUACGAAAUGAAGAAAACCGAGUGGUAUAUGUCACAUUGCCUGACAAAAGAACAGAUCAUAUUUCAUUUCUAGUGAGUCGUCAAAAGGACACCACAAAGUCAUAUAAGGAAUCUCAUCAAUCAUCAACAAGAAAACAAAGACUCGAGACACAAUUCAAACCUUAUACCAGGAAAGUUUUGAAUCGAAGUACACCUUUUUGUUUUGGUUCAGAUGGUGAACAUUCCGAUGGAGAUCUUAUGGAAUAUAACUCAGUAAUAAUUAGUGAUCCACCAAAAGACAUGAGUAGGAUUCAUGAACCUCUUAUUAAUGGACUGCAAAUGAUUGGAGAUGAUUUCUUUUUACAAAUUGCAAUUAGAAACCUUCACCAGCCUAUAUGGCGUAAGAAACCAUGUUCACCGUUACAUUGUGGGCUAUGUGUUUCUGGAAUGACAAUACGAGGAUGUAUCAAGUCAUUAAAAAGUGUUAAAUCAUUAUCAAAUAAACUUGUCAUUCUUCUUGGAGCGGAAGAUGUGUAUAGAGGUCGUACAGUCGACCAAAUGAAGGAGGAUUUCGAAGAACUACUGGAUGUAUUGCACACUUGCUUCGCUUUUUCCAAGAGUGCGAUCAAACUCUGUACUAUUCCUCCUUUAGCAAAUUUAAAUAUUUAUGAUCACGGAAAUUGUUUGAUCACUUAUCGUGCAUUCAACAAUUAUCUUUAUAAGCUGGCGUACGAUAAUAAAUACAACCUGGCUGAUUUUUACAGAAAAAUGACAAAUGCAAAUUCAGAAACAGAAUACGAAUUUUUCCAACUAGACGCAAGAAUGGUUUCGGGAAGUAGUCACCCAUAUGUGUUAUUCAAUAGAAGAGGAAGGCGAUUGGCUACAAAUAUUCUGACGUCAGAAAAAGAUUAAUAUGUCUUUUCAUUUUGCAAGUUUUUAUAAAAAACUUGUUAAGUCUUAUUAAAUUAAUCUCUAUUUUAUCUAUAAGUUGAUGAAUUAAAAAUUUACAGUUCAUUCUCUUCAAUCUAUAUUGAAUAAAACUGACCAAAUUAUCCGGAAAUUUGGUAAAGUAUUUUAU